Anoplopoma fimbria (sablefish) is the source of this 1749-nucleotide messenger RNA. RefSeq names its product potassium voltage-gated channel subfamily A member 2. The transcript has a single exon. Gene Ontology annotation, molecular function: protein binding; delayed rectifier potassium channel activity. The record is from RefSeq and is a predicted model, not a curated record. Gene Ontology annotation, cellular component: membrane; voltage-gated potassium channel complex. Gene Ontology annotation, biological process: protein homooligomerization; potassium ion transmembrane transport. Bases 1 to 1749 code for a protein of 582 amino acids. Lineage: Eukaryota; Metazoa; Chordata; Actinopteri; Perciformes; Anoplopomatidae.
AUGGAGAUAGCCUUGGUGAGUUUUGAGAACGGUGGAGCUAAAGGGAGCAGUGGAGGAGGAAGAGGAGGAGGAGGAGGAGGAGGAGGUGGAGGAAACAAUGCCGAGGAGAGCUGCAGGAACGCGCUGGAUGUCCCUCAGUCGGGCUUCGUUCAAACUGGACUCGGAGAGGACUACGGGAAAGAGCUGAACACCCGGGGGAGUCCUCAUCACCCUCACCCUCAUCAUCACCCUCAUCUUCAUCAGAGCUCCUGGAGAAUCAACGACAUGAACAACACUUUCAGCUGCGGCGAGAACGCCAUGGAUGCGCUUUUACGCGCGGACCACAGUCCUCAUCUGUUCGACGAGGACCUGCUGGACAUGGACACGGACACGGACAGCAACGAGAGGGUGCUCAUCAACAUCGCAGGGCUCCGGUACGAGACCCAGCUGGGAACCCUCAACCAGUUCCCGGACACCCUGCUGGGAGACCCCUCCAAGAGGAUCAAGUACUUCGACCCGCUGCGCAACGAGUACUUCUUCGACCGCAACAGACCGAGCUUUGAUGGGAUUUUGUAUUUCUACCAGUCAGGGGGGAAGAUCCGCAGACCUGUGAACGUGUCCAUAGACGUGUUUGCUGAUGAGAUCAGGUUCUACCAGCUCGGGGAGGAGGCCAUGGAGAGGUUCCGAGAGGACGAGGGCUUCAUCAAGGAGGAGGAGAAGCCGCUGCCCCAGAACGAGUUCCAGAAGCAGGUCUGGCUCAUCUUCGAGUACCCGGAGAGCUCCAUGCCUGCUCGGGGCAUCGCCAUCGUGUCCGUCAUCGUCAUCACCAUCUCCAUCAUCACCUUCUGCCUGGAGACCCUGCCAGAGUUCAGGGACGAGCGAGAGCUUCCAGUGACCAGCAGGCCGGACAACAGCACGGCUCCCCGGCCCUCCCUCACCUUCACAGACCCCUUCUUCAUCAUCGAGACCACCUGCGUAAUUUGGUUCACCUUCGAGCUGUUCGUGCGCUUCUUCGCGUGUCCGAGCAAGUCGGAGUUCUCCAAGACGGUGAUGAACAUCAUCGACAUCAUGUCCAUCAUGCCUUACUUCAUCACGGUGUGCACGGAGCUGGCGGAGCAGCAGGGCCAGGAGCACCAGAACGGGCAGCAGGCCAUGUCCCUGGCCAUCCUCAGGGUCAUCCGCCUGGUGCGGGUCUUCCGGAUCUUCAAGCUCUCCAGACACUCCAAGGGGCUCCAGAUCCUCGGGCAGACCCUGAAGGCCAGCAUGCGGGAGCUGGGGCUGCUCAUCUUCUUCCUCUUCAUCGGAGUCAUCCUCUUCUCCAGCGCGGUGUUCUUUGCAGAGGCGGAUGAGCCGGAGUCUCACUUCUCCAGCAUCCCGGACGCGUUCUGGUGGGCCGUGGUGACCAUGACCACGGUGGGCUACGGGGACAUGAGGCCGGUGACCGUCGGGGGGAAGAUAGUGGGCUCUCUGUGCGCCAUCGCCGGGGUGCUCACCAUCGCGCUGCCGGUGCCGGUCAUCGUGUCCAACUUCAACUACUUCUACCACCGGGAGACGGACCAGGACCAGUCCUCCCUGAAGGACGAGCCCACCAGCGGCCGCAGCAGCCCGGAGCCGAAGCGCAAAGGGAGCAAAUCCUCCGUGAAGUCUCAGCAGGACGAGGCCACCGAGGCGGGCGCGUCGGUGGAGAAGGCCAACAUGAAGGCCAACAGCUCGGACUUCAAGAGGUCACUGUACGCGUUCUGCCUGGACACCCGGGAGACAGACCUGUAA